Messenger RNA from Lachnellula hyalina, 2463 nucleotides. It is a transcript of the gene GEN1, whose product is annotated as Flap endonuclease GEN-like protein. Bases 1 to 2463 code for a protein of 820 amino acids. The record is from RefSeq and is a predicted model, not a curated record. The transcript has 3 exons. Gene Ontology annotation, molecular function: crossover junction DNA endonuclease activity; 5'-flap endonuclease activity. NCBI's taxonomy places the organism in Eukaryota, Fungi, Ascomycota, Leotiomycetes, Helotiales, Lachnaceae.
AUGGGCAUCAAAGGGAUUUAUGGAGAGAUUGGAGCCGGAGAGAGAAUUGCUCUUUCCAAGUUGGCCAUUGAGAAGUUUGAGCAGGCAGGGCGGCCAUUGCGAAUAGCUAUUGAUAUCUCAAUUUGGCAGUUCCAGAUCCAAGCUGGAAAGGGUGGUUCCAAUCCUGCAAUCCGGACUCUGUACUACAGGCUCCUCCGUCUCCUUUCUAUCUCGGUGCAGCCAUUAUUCGUCUUCGAUGGACCUCACAAGCCACCUUUCAAGCGGAACAAGAAGACGGGCCAACAUGGAGCAAUGCUCCCAAAUUUACUUACUAAACAGCUUUUGAAAUUAUUUGGAUUCCCAUUUCACGUUGCACCUGGAGAAGCCGAAGCGGAGUGUGCCUUGUUACAGCAAGAAGGACUCGUGGAUGCGGUGCUUAGUGAGGAUGUCGAUACUCUGAUGUUCGGUUGUGGUUUAACCCUUCGAAAUUGGUCUUCUGAGGGGACUAGAGGGAACAAAUCACCUACCCAUGUCUCUGUUUACGAUGCAAUGAAAACGAAACACGGAAAAUCUGGAUUGGACCGUGCAGGAAUGGUCUUAAUAGCUCUCAUGAGUGGGGGCGACUAUAUUACCGAAGGAAUUCCUGGCAUUGGCAUCAAAGUUGCAUCUGAAGCUGCCAGAGCCGGCUUUGGAAAAUCACUGUGCUGUAUUUCGAGAUCAGAUGCUGCUGGACUGGAAGCUUGGAGAAAUAAUCUUGCCCACGAGGUUCAGUCGAAUGAGAGUAGGUUUUUCCGGUGUAAGCACAAAGCCCUCAAGAUUCCGGAAGAGUUUCCGAAUACAGAAGUGUUGUCGUAUUAUACACAUCCUGUGGUCUCUUCAGAAUCAAAGAUACAAAGUCUGAGGGCAGGGAUUGAAUGGGAUGGUGAGGUCGAUGUCCCAGGAUUGCGUCUCUAUGUUGCAGAAGCAUUCGAUUGGAGCGGCAAAAUUGGCGCUAUUAAAUUCAUUCGUGGACUUGCACCAGCUUUGUUGGUACAUAAAUUACGUAUACGUGGCAAUCGUCGAGAUUCUGGCUAUGGCGAUGUUAUACUGACUGCUAUGAAUGAGAUGCAACUGGUACGAGCCAUCUGCGGGAAACGUACUCAUAUCAGCUCCGACGGCAUUCGCGAGAUGAGAGUUAUUUACCACCCCAUGGAUAUUGUUGAUAUAAAUUUGGACGAUGAGCCAGAUGAUAGUGGGGAUUAUGGGCGAAAUGGCCUGGCUCCAGUCGAUGAGGAUGAUCAAAUCGAAGCAUAUCAAUCCGAUGAACGAACGGCAAGAGCUAGAUCGAGCAGCCCUCAGAAACGAGGCCCAUCUACCUAUGAUCCUACUCAACCGGACAAAGCAUGGCUACCAGAAACAAUUGCUAAAGUAGGUAUACCGUUAAAGGUGGAGGAUUAUGAAGAAUCUCUAAGGAACCCAAGGAAAUUGAUCAAGCAAAAGGCAGCGGUAAAGAGAGCUGAGAAGAAAGGCGGCAUGCCCAAAGGAGCAAUGGACAAGUUUGUCUCGGUAUCAAAACCUAGGAAGGAAGCACCACCGUCUGCGCCCAGCAAAUCUGCACCGACUUCCAGUCAGGCCUUACCUCCUGUCUACUUGGCGCCUACUUUGGAGAAAAUGACAAGUUCUGCACCUGCUCCAAGCAAGCAACCCGUACGUGAAAGCAAAUCGGUUGCAACGAGAAAAUCGCAACCCUCGGUCUCAAGAUCAAGGGCCAAAGGAGCUCUGAAAGAGAAGCCAACCCCAAACGCAAACCCUUGGACAUUAUCCCAAGGUGAUCACUCGUCCACCUCUGUAAUCACCAAGCCUACCUCUCACCCUUCCACAAAACAAACACAGAUUUUCGAUCUCUCCUCAAGUUCACUACCCUCCUCACCACUCGCGCCAAAUUUUACACCCCAAAAACAUCAGCAUUCUCCCUCCCCAUCCCCGGAACGCUUUCCCCGCACUCCCUCGUCUCGAUCAAGAGACUCAAGUAAACCUUUGCUUCGCAAAAAUCUUUCUCCAGAACCCACAACGCCAUUGUCGCCAGAGCUGCCACCUCUAAACAGACGCCUAAACUUUACUCCUGUAGCCCAACCACGAGAAGCUGAUUCUUCGUCUCCCGGCAAUGAAUUCCCCUCGGUGGCCGAAAUGUUAUCACCCGCUCCCAAGGCUUCCAGAUCAGUCCAGUCAACACAAAUAAUAACCAUCGACUCUUCGCCCCCAGUCAUGUGCUCUAUGGCCCCUCCUCCAAGCCAGCAGAAGCAGAGUACGCUUGAUAUGCUGCCUCGAGAUAAAGUGACCGGGAAAGCGAAGGAAGGAAAGAAAUAUAUUAUGUUAAGAGAUAGUCUGCCGGGUGGAUGGCAAGUUUUCGAUGAAGAGGAAGAGGCCGAGAGGAGCAAGAUAAGGAAGGGAGGGAAGAAGUGGAGGAUGAGUGAGGUUGGCGUUUUGGAUUUAAGUCAGGAUUGA